Molecule: messenger RNA, 669 nt
Organism: Parnassius mnemosyne (clouded apollo)
Lineage: Eukaryota; Metazoa; Arthropoda; Insecta; Lepidoptera; Papilionidae
Source: the annotation of a GenBank genome assembly
AUGGACCGUAAAGAAAGACAAAGAUGUAUCUAUGUAUCAGCUCGUCAGAAACAAAAAUUAAUUGAACUAAUGACAGAGCAUCCUGAAUUAAUAUCGUGUAAAGUGACCAAUGAUUUUAAUUACAAAGAUUCACAAAAGCUCUGGCAAAACAUAGCCAAUGAAUGCAAUUCUAUACCUGGAGCGAAGAAAACUUGGAGACAAUGGAGAAAAACAUGGCAUGAUCUUCGUUCUAAAACGAAAAAGAGGCAUGAAGAGACUAACGGAGAAGUAACAAGGUUUACCUUCAUUCAUACUGAUGCUGAACAAGAAGCUCUGGGAGUGAAAAAUGUAACAGAGUUUGUCCCGUUGGAAGGAGAAGUUCAGCAAGAAAGCUUAAAUGAUAAAAUAUCAGAAGCAUCAAGUGAACCAGAAUCCUUACCUGAAGAAAAAGUUUUUGUUUCCUCUACAAAUGUUAAAUCAUUUAAAUUGAAAAAUAAUUCCAAACAUUCUUCAAAGCAUUCCAGUAACUGUAAUUUAAACUGUGAUAUGAUAGCCUUUCAGGAGCAGAAAAAACUAGAAUUAAAAGAAGAUUAUUUAAGUUUCAAAAAAGAAUAUCUAAGGCAGAAGUUAAAGUUAUUAAAGGAGCAAACUGAAGCUCUUAAAAGUAUAGCAAAAGAACUUUCAAAGUGA